CCCAAGCCUAAGCACCUCCUCACCAUUCGUAAUAGAUCAAGGGGAUAACAUCCACCACUCCCACCAUGGUCAAAUCCAUCAUUAAGCGGUACUUCAGAAGACAUCCAGCACCAAUCUCCAGAAAGAAGUCAUGUGUCAGCACCAGUUCUGGCCACAGAAAUUACUCCCUCUAUGUCAACAGGGUCCUAAAGGAAGUUGUUCCCUGGAGGACCAUAUCAUCGUGCACCGUGGACAUCAUGAACACCCUCAUCAAUGACAUCUUUGAGCACAUUGCCGUGGAAGCCCGCCAACGGAUGCAUUCCAGAAACCGCUGUACCCUCACGCCAGAGGACGUACAGAAGGCAGUGCAUUUUCUGUUGCCUGGGAAACUCGCUAAGUAUGCAGUGGUUUUUGGAGUUGAAGCAGUCCACAGAUAUGUCCACUCUUAAACUCCACACACCAUCGAAUCUUGAGGAAAGUAAAUCAAACGUAACCCAA
Octodon degus (degu) is the source of this 477-nucleotide messenger RNA. Its product is annotated as histone H2B subacrosomal variant-like. Lineage: Eukaryota; Metazoa; Chordata; Mammalia; Rodentia; Octodontidae. Gene Ontology annotation, cellular component: nucleosome. The transcript has a single exon. Gene Ontology annotation, biological process: nucleosome assembly. The coding region runs from base 66 to 428 and encodes 120 amino acids. Gene Ontology annotation, molecular function: structural constituent of chromatin; DNA binding; protein heterodimerization activity. The record is from RefSeq and is a predicted model, not a curated record.